Bolinopsis microptera is the source of this 2004-nucleotide messenger RNA. RefSeq names its product probable G-protein coupled receptor 45. Gene Ontology annotation, cellular component: plasma membrane. Gene Ontology annotation, molecular function: G protein-coupled receptor activity. Bases 46 to 1149 code for a protein of 367 amino acids. Gene Ontology annotation, biological process: G protein-coupled receptor signaling pathway. The transcript has a single exon. Lineage: Eukaryota; Metazoa; Ctenophora; Tentaculata; Lobata; Bolinopsidae. The record is from RefSeq and is a predicted model, not a curated record.
UUUACAAAUCUCUACCCUAGGUAUUAUAGCAAGACAAAGUAAAUUAUGGCUGAAGAUGCCUUCCCAACGGAUGGAGGAUUGCUGGCUACUACAGACUACCUGAGUCCGAAGCCGUACGGUAACCACAUGGAAGUAGUAAUAGGAGUGGCGUACAUCAUCCUCAUGAUAAUCGGAAUACCUUCCAACAUCGUGUCUGUUAUCCACUUCACCCAACAGAGUGCGAGGUCGAGGUCAACACGGGAGUACUUCAAAUGGGUUUACUCCAACAUUGCUGUGGUCGACCUUCUCAUCACUAUCUUCUGCUUCCCUGUCAUAGCGGUGUUCCUGGACAGCAAACGUGAUUCAAUCUUCUUCCACAACGACAUGUUCUGCAAGUUCUGGGGCUUCCUUUGGGAGGUGCUGCCGUACUACUCAGUGUUUCUAGUACUGGUGCUCAGUAUCUCCCGCAUGCUCAUUCUUGUUAAACCAAUGACAGUGCUCAGCAAGAGACUUCUCUUCUUUACUCUGGCCAUUUACAAUAUUUUACUGAUCUCAGCCAAGGUAACUUUCUACAUGGCAGACAUAACCCAGAUUGACUUCACCAAAAGAGACACUCUAUGUAUUCUAACGUACGUUGCUGACAAUGCUGGUAUUUACCCUGUGUACACGUUUUUCAACAUAAUCCUCCUAGCAGUACCCAUAAUCCCUAUCUGUAUAAGCUGUGUAUUAUCUAUUUCCCGCAUGUACAAGUCAUCCCAAGCAGUCCGCGGCACCAGGAAGUUGUCUAGCAACAUUUCUAGACGAGUGAGCGUCAAGAAGUCCCAGAUGCGGCAUCGGAGAGCCACUAUAACAGUUAUCAUUAUGACGGCAACCUACAUUGUGUGCAACAUUCCCGUUUUUCUCAACUAUGUCCUCUACGGUGUGUGGAGUGCUCUGACAUGGACCACUGCGCCUGACUACACAUCAUUUUAUAAUACCACAUUCAUGUUUUAUUACAGCUGGAACAGCUGUCUGGUGUUGAUGGUGCUGACAAAUGCAGUGCUAAACCCCAUAAUUUAUGUAACCAGGAUGAAGGAGUUUAGACUGUUUGUAGUUGGUAAGUUUCAUAGUAUGUUUCGGGAUAACGUUAGAGAUGUUACACAUUAUGAUCAAACUGAGUCCCUUUCUUAGGUUAAUUGUCUUUAAAUAGACAUUGCUAAGCACUGAUAUUCUCAUUUUUGAUUAUGAUUUCUAUUCAUGUAGACUUAUCACUACUCCUUACUUAUAACCGCCGAAAUACACUAUCAAAGGAUGAUUAUAUUGCGAACCUGAAUCCCAAAGCGAUUUGAAAAUGUGUAAUGAUAAUUAUGUUAGGUAGCAUACCAAUUACAGUUUGAUAACUGUAAGUGAUUCUUGAAGAUUUCCUGUGUGUAUAAAUUUGACCCAUAUAAAUUUAAAUAUCUUAAGGUUAUCAUUUCUAUAUAGCAUAACUUACAUAAUUCUGUGAUGCAUAAUGUAAUGUACUACAGUCCUCUUUAACAUCUUGACUAAGCUGUAGUCCAAGAAAAAUGUAGAUGAUGAUUUUAAAAUGUAAAUGAUAUACACAGUUGUAGUAUGAAGUCAGUAACCUUAAAUUAAUAUUACGAGCCUUAUUACCUUUUUGCUUUGAAUGUUAUUAUACUGUAGUUACAGACUUUCCCUAAUUUUACUUAAUUUUGCACUAUCCUGAAAUUUCUGCACAGGAAUUUGUAUCAUGUGUCAAGCAAUAAAAUCGUUUAACAAUGUUUAUUAUAUUUAUUGUUGUUGCUGUUAAAUUAUUGUUAACUGCAAUUCGUUAUGCUGUGAUCAUUAUGGUUAAAUGCAAAAUAACCUAAAUAAUUGUUGUAAUAAACGUUAGCCUAUUUAUUUUGAUAUUCAAAUUUAAAUGAACUGAACAUGAUACCUUACUAUCUUCAAGGUCAUGAAUGCAAUUAAUAUCAAAAUCAAAUGAGAAAUUUUGAUCAUACUAAUGAUACAAUGACUAUUAAAAUAUAAAAAAGAUAACCU